Exaiptasia diaphana is the source of this 1140-nucleotide messenger RNA. Its product is annotated as extensin. The record is from RefSeq and is a predicted model, not a curated record. The transcript has 8 exons. Lineage: Eukaryota; Metazoa; Cnidaria; Anthozoa; Actiniaria; Aiptasiidae. The coding region runs from base 114 to 872 and encodes 252 amino acids.
CAUAGAAUCUUACCUCAUAUAACUUGAUGUCAAGAAGGGUCGUUCCAGAAGACCAGUCAACUAGACAUAGUGCAUAGACUGUUGAAUCCCACCAUUCCGCCUCGUCAAGAAAGAUGGUCACUAAGACGCUAGUUAUUCUGGCCGUACUGGCCCUUACAAUGACACUUUUCGUGGAUGCUAAGUCAACGAAAGCAAGCAAGCAACAUAAGCAUGACAAAAAACAUCAUCACGAUGAGCCGAAGAAAGAGAAAUCGAUAGAAAAGGAAGUCGAAAAGAUCAAACAAGAAGAUAUGUACAGUCAACCCCCUCCCGUUGCUGCAGCAGCAGGAUCUGGAAGUGGAGAAGGAGGAUCUGGCGGUGGAUCAGGAUCAGGAGAAGGCCCACCGCCAACAAUAUGUGCUCCACCAUGUGUGAUGGGUCACCCUCAUCCUAUAUCAGUUAUUCUUGGUGGUUAUCCCCACCCAGGCCCUCCAUCCGCCGUAAACCCCUACCCAUUACCUAGAUAUUGUCCAGCUCCUUGCCCUACAGUAUGCGCUCCGGCUUGUGCGGACGAUUGCUGCUCGUUGAUUCCCCCAAUCCCACCAAAAAUGCCACCCCAACCUGGCAACCAGUGUGCCCAAUCGUGUGCACCAGCAUACACUCCUAGCUGUUGUGGUGCAGCCCCACCACCAGUACCAUACAUGCAGCAGCCAAUGCAGCAGCCAAUGCAGCAAUCUAUGGCAAUGAUGCCGCAGACGAUGCGAGGUUUAUGCAAUGUUCAAUGCCAGCCUACUAGUCCAAUGUGCACUUCUCCAACCGCUGCCUUUGCCUGCCCAAUGCAGUGUUGCAGAAGAAAUUUUAAGAAAAAAUCAGCUAUAGGCAAACAUCAUUAAAGCAUGUUUUGUUAUGAUUGUAAAUACAAACCAUGGUGUAGAAUUAAUAGAUUUAUAUGCACCUUGGAACAAAUUGUGAAAACAUUAUCCAUGUACAAGCUGAUUUUUUACAUAAAUAUUAUCUAUAGGUUGAUAUACUUUCAAAUUAGUAACUAAUAGGUAAAAGUAUAAAUAAUCAGUAAAUCAUUGUUUAUAGCAUGUUAGUCCUAUCUGUGGGAAUUGAAUUUUGGGUAAAUAAAUUAUAUUUGCAAUAUUGUGUCCUUAUAAA